Messenger RNA from Dovyalis caffra, 365 nucleotides. The record is from the annotation of a GenBank genome assembly. Lineage: Eukaryota; Viridiplantae; Streptophyta; Magnoliopsida; Malpighiales; Salicaceae.
AUUUGGUCGGACGGGUGUUUACAAGGCCUUUAUGUUUGGAAGUCCAAGCAUCAUCGUUACUUUGCCUGAAACAUGCAGACAAAUCUUAAUGGAUGACAAAAGAUUCAAAAAUGGCUGGCCUAAAGUCACCCAUCAAUUGCUUGGGAGAAGAUCAUUUGUGGGCCUUUCAGAUCAGGAACACAAGCGCCUGCGCAAGCUAACUGCAGCACCAAUCAAUGGACACCAAGCUCUAACCAUGUACCAUGAAUAUAUCAAGAAUGCCAUAACAACUUCUUUGGAUGAAUGGGCUAGCAGAGAGGAGCCAAUUGAGUUCUUAACUGAGAUAAGGAAGAUCACAUUUAAAAUAUUUGAAGUGAGGCUUAAGG